This is a messenger RNA of Ziziphus jujuba (common jujube), 1764 nucleotides long. Its product is annotated as U-box domain-containing protein 21. The transcript has a single exon. Lineage: Eukaryota; Viridiplantae; Streptophyta; Magnoliopsida; Rosales; Rhamnaceae. Gene Ontology annotation, biological process: protein ubiquitination. Gene Ontology annotation, molecular function: ubiquitin protein ligase activity. Bases 153 to 1541 code for a protein of 462 amino acids. The record is from RefSeq and is a predicted model, not a curated record.
AACCCAAUUCAUUCCAAAAAAAAGAGCUUUCACCAAAUACAACACCAAACACUUCCGAACAUUAAAUUUCCUUUUAGGACCAAAAUCACAUACAUUCUUUGAACACCUUUGGACCAUUUUUUUUUUUUUUUUGGGUUUGAUACAUAUUAACAAUGAUCUUUCCAUGGAGAAGGAGGAGAGCCUUCCGGAGAGCCGGCAAGGAAAGGAGGGGUGAGAUCAUGGGAGAUAACGGCUGCGACAUGGAGCUCACGAUACCGAACCAUUACCGGUGUCCGAUAUCGUUGGAUUUGAUGAAAGAUCCGGUGACUUUGCCCACCGGGAUUACUUACGACCGUGAGAGCAUAGAGAAAUGGAUUGAAGCUGGGAAUUCUACGUGUCCGAUCACCAAUCAGGUACUGAGAAGUAUCGAGCCUAUUCCCAAUCAUACCAUUAGGAAGAUGAUACAGAAUUGGUGUGUGCAGAACCAGUCCUACGGCAUCGAGCGAAUCCCCACUCCUCGUAUCCCCAUAAGCUCCAUCGAGGUCUCCCAGAUUCUCGAAAUGAUUGCCAUGGCUACUAGGAGUGGAGAUGGAGCAGCGUGCCGAGAUUCGCUGGCCAAGAUCAAGGUUUUGGCCAAAGAAAGCGAGCGCAACAAGCGCUGCAUUGUCAACAGUGGAGCCGGAAACGCUUUGUCUUUGGCUUUCGAGGCGUUCUCGAAAGCCGACGGCGGUUUCGAUAAAAACGGUGUCGUUUUGGAGGAGAUUUUGUCGGCUUUGACGUUGGUUUCGCCUCUAGAUGGCGAAGCCAAGUCGAGCUUGGGAUCGGCUUCUUCGUUGCAUUGCAUGGUUUGGUUUCUACAAGGUGGAGAUUUAUCUGCAAGAGGGAACGCAGUUUUGGUGCUAAAAGAAGUUGUUUCAUCAGAUAAAGAAAAGCUAGAAGCUUUCGCUGAGAUUGAAGGAGCUUUAGCGGCCAUUUUUAAGCUUGUUAAAGAGCCCAUUUUCCCAACUGCUACAAAAGCCUCUUUAAUGAUGAUUUAUCACAUGGUUAGAUCAUCAUCACCAUCACCAUCAUCAUCAUCAUCAUCAUCAUCGCUAUCAUCAUCAUCAUCAUCAUCACAAAUCGUAGAAAGAUUUGUGGAAAUGGGAUUGGUCUCAUUGCUAUUGGAAAUACUUGUGGAUUCAGAAAAAAGCAUUUGUGAGAAAGCUUUGGGAGUUCUUGAUGGGAUUUGCAGCACUGAAAAAGGUAGAGAAAAGGCUUAUAACCAUGCUUUGACCAUGCCGGUUUUGGUGAAGAAGAUACUGAGGGUUUCAGAUUUGGCAACUGAGUUCUCGGUUUCUAUACUUUGGAAGCUGUGCAAGAAUGAGAGUAGGGAAGAAGGGACCGCCAUGAUUGAGGCUCUUCAAGUUGGAGCUUUUCAGAAGCUUUUGUUGCUCUUGCAGGUUGGUUGUGUGGAGAGGAUAAAGGAGAAGAUUACCGAAUUGUUGAAAAUUUUGAACGCCUAUAGGAAUUCUUUGGAGUGCAUAGAUUCUAUGGAUUUUAAGGAGCUUAAGAGGCCCUUUUGAUUCAUGAUCGUCAAAAAUGUUCUUUAAUUUUCAUGAUGUAGUUAGUUUUUAGGAGAAAAGAGCAUAAGGGUCACAGUCAUUGUUUUCUGUUUUUUUUUUAAUUUUUGGGGGGCAAUUUUUUGCGAUGUACAAAAUUGAAAAUGAUACACCUUUGGUAUGUGCCAUAAAUAAUGCCAAGGAUUAAGUUAUAUACAGAUCAUAGAUGUCAGAAAAUUUUGAAGUA